This is a messenger RNA of Cuscuta epithymum, 1362 nucleotides long. NCBI's taxonomy places the organism in Eukaryota, Viridiplantae, Streptophyta, Magnoliopsida, Solanales, Convolvulaceae. The record is from the annotation of a GenBank genome assembly.
AGAACUUCUAGGGGAGUAUACAAUAGUAGGCUAUAAAACAAGUUUAUCAAUUGAACUUAGAUUAAUUAGAUAUUUUAAUCUUUUGAACUUUUGUAUAUGAAUGAUAUCAUGUGAAAAAAUAGCAUCUUUGUUUGUUUAUUUGUUUGUUUGUUAACCAUUAUAUUUUAAGGAAUAUAAACAAAUGUUCCUAUUUUUGUAUCAUACGUAGUAGUUAAGAUUGCAAGUUUCAUUCUGUUCACUUUUUAUCAUGUUGUUGAUAUGCAACAUGUGUUGGAAAAUGGUCUGUGGUUUGAACAGAAUAUGUUGACCCUUACGGCAGUUAUACCGGGGAAAUACCCCUUAAAAUCCCUCUAAAUGAGGUUGUUUUUUGGGUCCAGAUACAUAAUGUACCAUAUGGAUACAUGACUUGGAGGAUUGAGGAUUUUAUUGAGAAAUUUAUCAGUUUUGGUGAGAGUCAAUUUGAAGGAUCUUGGGAAGCCUAUAUGAAGAUCAGAGUCUGUAUGGAGGUAGGGAAACAUCUAAAGGUGGGUACAACUCUUAGGAAAGGGAAAAGAGUUGGACACCACGUGGGCUUUAAAUAUGAAAAACUACCUAGUUUUUGCUUUGUAUGUGGUGUUAUUGGCCAUGCUGACAGGUUUUGCCCUUUGACAUAUGAAUGUGAAAAUACAGUGUUGGAGAAAUCAUAUGGGUGGGACUCCAAGUAGGGGGGACCCCGCUCUGUAGGGGGUAACAACUGAUUGGUUCCAGAGGGGUCUUCAUCAACAGGUAUGGGCUCAAAGCAGCAAGAAAAUAAGCAGGGGAGAGAGGGUGAAAUGGUGGACAAACGGAGGCAGGAAGAUAGAAUUGGGUCAUCACUGUGGCUCAUCCCAGUAAGAAUAAGUCCUUGGGCAUGUUAGAGCAGCUAGUACGAAGCAAAAACAUAAGCGCAUGAGGUUGUGGGAGGAACAGGGGCACGGGGAUCCGAGAGGUGAUGGAAUGGCUCUGGAAAAGCCAAAAAACAUGGAAGAGGCGGGUCGUGGAAAGGAAAGACAAGGGGAACUCCUCAUGGUGUUGGGGGUGUAGCUGAAGUUUAAUAAUGUUAUUUUUAUUGUUGUUUUUUACUUUGAUCAGACUAUUUUUGUUGUUGUGUUUGAUUUUUCUUUCAGCCCGACUCUUGCAUUAGAAUGAGGUGAUGAGAGGUCUGUUUUGACCGUCUUUGACCCAUUACAGGAUCAACGAGUCGUAUUGCUUCUGGAAAGUUAUGGACUAUAAAUCAAGUUCGAGGGAUGGCAGUUGGGAAUGGUCCUUUUAUCUGUUUGUCCCCCCUAUCUGAAUGUUGUGAUAUCAAUUUAAGCCAUCUUCUUUAAAAAAGGAUUAUUACAA